Messenger RNA from Hydractinia symbiolongicarpus, 1718 nucleotides. RefSeq lists its product as uncharacterized. Lineage: Eukaryota; Metazoa; Cnidaria; Hydrozoa; Anthoathecata; Hydractiniidae. The transcript has 2 exons. Bases 962 to 1582 code for a protein of 206 amino acids. The record is from RefSeq and is a predicted model, not a curated record.
AAAUUAUAAAUCAUUGAGUGUUUUGUAGUUUGAUCGUUUAAAAUCAGUUUUUAAACAUUUCUGGUGAUUUAUACAGAAAAUAAGUAAAAGCAGCCGAAUAUGAGGGUUAUUUUGGUAAAUUAAAGUUGCAAACAUCUCAGAAAAUAAAAACGCAAAGAAAUAAAAAUUAAAGGGGAACUCCAGUAAAAAUCACUUUUUUCUUUUUUGUUAUCGACCGCCUGAAGGCGGUCACUCCCGGAGGCCCUGGGUGCGUAGUCUUUCUUGCAAAAAAAUUCUGCGUUCGUAGCUGUGGUCCCAUGUUGAAUGUAAAGGUCGCGGAAUGAUGGAGAUACAGCUGAAAACAGUUGAAGAUUUGCUGGCUUCGCCAUCAUAUGAUGAGCAGCAGACUGCCCUUGAAAGAACAAGUGUGCACGCUGCUGUUCAAUUCUCUCUCUUUCGAAACGAACUUUACUAUAAGCACGUGUUUGUGGUGGCGGUAUUUUCACAUCUCUCUCUUUCGAAACGAACUUUACUAUAAGCACGUGUUUGUGGUGGCGGUAUUUUCACAAACAUAACUGGCUUUGUCGCAUCGUUUUCACCCAUCAAACAAAACCAACAGAAAACCCGUGAUUACUUUUUCAUUUUCAUCAAAAGUGGUCCUACGGACUUCAAGAAAAUUUUGGUUAGCAACCACAAAAAUAUCAAAAUCAUUAGACAGAAAAUAUUUGAUGCUUUUCAUGACAAAACUACAAUAUUACUUGCGAAACUUGUACCUAGCAAAGAUCUUUUCUUCUUCAAUGCAUACUCGGUCAUCUCACCAGCAUCAGAUGCCAUUGGCUUUGAUUUUAACGAUGCUGAUGCAGUGCGUUUAGCUGAUAUAGAUGAUGAUGGUUUAGUGACAUCAGUGGUUGGUCAAAUAAAAUUCACUUCAGAAGAAACAUGUCAAGUGUACACGAAGCAGGGUAAAAAUCGCCAGGAUAGAAUGAGAGAGGGCAUCUUUAGUGAUGGUACGAGAACAUUGAAGAUCACUAUUUGGGCUGAUUUAUUGGAAAUUGUUAAGGAAUUCCAAUUAAUUCAAAUAGCAAAUGCGUCAACCAAGACCUUCUAUAAAGAGCUGGUUCUUACAACCAAUUAUUCGACAAUCAUUUGCUUUUUAACAGAAGCGUUGGAUGUACAAUUUGAUGAGUCUGUAGCGCAAAAAGAUUCUACAGCAACACCGCCUAAGGUAAUGAUCGUAUGUUGUCCCGUUAUUGAGUUUAUUGUCGUGAAAACCUUCUUACAAUGCAAAAUAUGUAAGGGAAAAGUAGAUAUUCGUCUAGGAACUGGUUUGGCAACCUGCACCAAUGUUCACUGUGGUCGAGAUUUCUCAGUCACUCAUUUAAAGCAGCAACCGAACUGCUGCCAAAUAUGUGUUGUUUUGGAUAUGCGUAACGAAUAUGUUGCUUUAACCGUAACUGCUUACAGAGAAGUCCUUGAAGAAUAUUUCGGCGAAGAAAUUGCGGAUGAGGUGAAACUGCGAUCCGAUUUGUUGAAUCUCACAGAUGUUGAUUUUGUUAUCACCAAAGGUCAAAAAGUUAGCAAAAUGACCAUGCAUAAAAAAUGAACUAUUCGAAGAUGAUUCCACUAUGGCUUUUUUUUUGUACUACUUGUGUUAUUAUUACCGUAGGACUGUGAAAACUGCUUAUUUCAUGCUAUAUAUGUACCAAUUUGUCAGUUGUAGAAAUUGAGCUGAUUUGAGA